Molecule: messenger RNA, 1936 nt
Organism: Oryzias melastigma (Indian medaka)
Lineage: Eukaryota; Metazoa; Chordata; Actinopteri; Beloniformes; Adrianichthyidae
Source: RefSeq, a predicted model, not a curated record
GGCCAGAGACAAGCAAAAAGCUGCCGCUGCAUCAUCUGCGCCUGCUGGAUCAGCAUCUGCGUCUGCAUCUGCUGCUGCUGCCGCCGCUAUUCCAUCUACCAGCAGCAGCAGCAGCUCUGCAUCAGCAUCAGCUCCACCAGGCGGGCAGCUACAACAGCUCAUAGAUUCACUGCUUUUGUCUCUGGCCGGCGUUCUCUGUCUGUGGUGGAAAUGCAGGCUAAAGUCAAGAAGCUUGUGGGCAAGCCUCCAUUUCCAGCCUCCUCCAGACCAGCUACUUCCUCUGCAGCAUCCGAGGAGCCCACGGAUGAAGAGCUGGUCAGCGCUGUGGUUGACAUAGAGUCCUCACACGUACAGGCUCCUCCUUCUGCUCCUGGCGCUCCACCUCCUCCUCCGGAUGUUGUGGCUGAGGAGCAGCCAGCUCCAGCCGGUGUCCCUCCUCCUCCGUCUGCUGGUGAUGUGACAGUAGAUGCAGCUUUUUGUUUCUCUGUGUCACUAACGGCAGUCACUCAUGAAAGUUCCUUCCCGUUCUCUCCGAGUCCUGGCUGGCAGCUCUCAGUGCAGAGCAGCAGCAGUGGAUUGGGCGGGUGCUGUUCUCCAGGGACAGCUCGGGGAAGUCUAGGCUCACCACUGAGCUGAAUGUGUGGUGGAACCCUCCCCAACCCCGCCCAAUCUACAACCAACCUCCCGCAUCUCCUAAUCUCUUCUUCACAUGUCGGCUGUUCCUGUGGAUCCCUCACAGGAUCUGGUGUCUGCAACUGACAUGCCCCCAGCCUUUGUGUGACGGGUCUCUUACAAAGGCUGGGUUAUACAGGACCAUCCAGAGGGUCCUGGAGAUUGACGGCUGGUACCUCAUGGCCACUGAGUACCUGGAGUGCCGUCGGUGGAAGAAGGUCGGGGGGUGGUCACAGGGCAUCAUAAGGCAGCUGGCACCCACCUACAGCUGCCAGUUUCCAGCUGUACUCACGUACAACGUGAGGGGGCAGUUUCCUCCACCUCCACCUAUGCCCCCUCUGCCGUCACCUGUCUGGCUGCUGAGUGUGUACGGCUACGACGUCCUGACGCGGCUGGACGAGUACAAGGUGACGAAGAAGCUUGCAGGAGCCGCCUCUGACUCGGCCGCCUGGGCCACCAACGUCGGCCAUGAGCGUGGUCAGGUCCUCAUGAGCGUCCUUACCUGCUCUGAGGGUGCUGAGGGCCCGUCCAGGAUGGCGGCCGGGCUCAUGAGGCGGUAUCGACUCGCCAAGGUUCCUCCCCCCCAGCUAAUCUACGUGGACCAGGACUGCUGCAGUCGAGACGGCGUGUCAAAGACAGCUGCCUUGUUUUCGGAGUGGGAGAGACUGGAGGCUCGACUGGACAUCUGGCACCCAGUUUAUCGCUGCGCGAGAGACUCCACGUCUCUGGAGUCCUUCCACCUCCACCUCCAGCGGUUCAUCCCAGGGACGUCUGCGAGACCCAGAUAUUUCCAGGCGUUCCUGAUCGAUGGGCUGGUGAGGUGGAACGAGGACCGCGCAGCAGCUGCUGCACCUCCACCUGCAGCUGAGGAUCAUCUGCCGCCUCUGCACUCCUACAGUGACCACCUCAAGCACGCCCUUAACCAGAAGAGCCAGAGGGUGCUUGGUCAUCAUCUGGUUAAGGAUUUCACCAAGCCUGCUGCGUACACAGGGGAACUCAUUGGGGUAGAGUACCUGUUCCAGCAGACAGGUAGCGUGCUUGAGGGAAUAGGGGUCUUCAUGAUGACUGGCAGCUCCACACAUCUCUCAAAACAUAUACUCUAAAGCAGAGGUCUCAAACUCGCGGCACGCGGGCCAUCUUUGGCCCCCGGGAUGAUAAUUUGCGGCCCGCGUCUUAAUAUAAAAGAUUAAUGUUCGUGCGGCCCGCAAGGCUGAUAUGAAUGACAGUUGCUGUGUGCAGAGCUGAACAAACCAAUCACAGUGAG